AUGGCGAGCGCCUGGUGGCGCCCGAAGAGACAACCUGGACGCUCGUUUUACAUCCUAUUUCGUCCCGCGGACACCUUCUACGAGCCUCUGACGGAGGACGUGGAAGAUCUCCUCGGCCGCUUCCAGCAGAAAGACUCCAUCCACUUCGACGUCUUCUCGGCCGUCUGGAGAGACAUGCGCUUCUCCGACGUCUUCCGCGGCGUCCUCGGCGUGAGCGACACGCGGAAGUUCAGCAAGGCGGCCAUGGCCACGGCUGUCAAGUACUUCCUGCCCCCCUACUGCCUCCACGUCCGGGUGGGGGGUCUCUACCUGAUGUACGCCUUCUACCACACGCAGCUCGCCGUGCCGAUCCGCCUGGCCCUCGGGGAUUGGGACCACAUGCAGACCUUCCUGCAGAAGUUGGCGGUCUGCGGUCACCUGGACGUGGUCUACGUCUUCCGAUCCCUGGUCUCCUCCAAGGCCUUCCACUACACCGCCAUGCCGAUUUUGCUCACCUUCCAGAAGUCCAAGCGGCAGAGCAAGACGCUGUGCAGGGAGAUGCUGGCGAGGACCACCGCGGUGAUGGAGCUCCUCACCGAGGACUACCUGGCGGAGGUCACCAACGUCCUGCACUUCCGUGUCUACUAA
Entelurus aequoreus (snake pipefish) is the source of this 627-nucleotide messenger RNA. Its product is annotated as snRNA-activating protein complex subunit 1-like. Bases 1 to 627 code for a protein of 208 amino acids. NCBI's taxonomy places the organism in Eukaryota, Metazoa, Chordata, Actinopteri, Syngnathiformes, Syngnathidae. Gene Ontology annotation, cellular component: snRNA-activating protein complex. The transcript has 2 exons. The record is from RefSeq and is a predicted model, not a curated record. Gene Ontology annotation, biological process: snRNA transcription by RNA polymerase III; snRNA transcription by RNA polymerase II. Gene Ontology annotation, molecular function: sequence-specific DNA binding.